Molecule: messenger RNA, 1504 nt
Organism: Dermacentor andersoni
Lineage: Eukaryota; Metazoa; Arthropoda; Arachnida; Ixodida; Ixodidae
Product: alpha-tocopherol transfer protein-like
Cellular component (GO): membrane
Molecular function (GO): phosphatidylinositol bisphosphate binding
Source: RefSeq, a predicted model, not a curated record
AGCGCUCGGAAAUGAGCACGCGGCGCCCGGCCUGCGAGACGGAAGUUUACUUUCGGCGAACGAGGAACCGCGAGUAACAGUGACGGUCGCGACAGUGCCGAGACGAAGUGUGUGUGUAACAUUGUACUGAUGAGCGGAUUAGACGGUCGCCCACUGACAUUGCUGUAGAGCAAACACUGUCGCCCCGGUGCACUGCUGUAGCACGUUUGGGUUUGCCUCGCACAGUAUACGAACCGAAAAGGGGUCCGGAGUCAUCGCAUCCCGCUUCCGAAACCGGAAGUUGUUACGGCUGCUCCAGUGAAAGACGAUAAGCAAGACGGCUGGCUCUCUGCGGAGCAUACCUGGAUGCACAUAGUCGGUCGCUUCAAGCGGGAAGCCGACGGGAAGACGCUGUUCAAAGAAAUCGGGGAGUUUUUGAUGGCAAGCGACCGAGGCGUCGCCACCAAAACAGGAGGCGACAUGACAGCAGACCUGGAGGAGAUGGCGAAACGCGAGCUUGGGGAAACGCCCGAAGUGAAAGCUAAGUGCAUCGGGAAGCUGCGCCGGCUACUCUCCGAGGAGUCCUGGCUGGAGUGCCCCACGGACGAGGAGUUCUUGGUAAAGUUUCUGCGUGCCCGCAAGUACGACGUGGAAGAGGCCUUUAAGAACAUUCGAAAGUAUUUCCGCGUCAAGCAGGAGACACGGGAAAUGUUUGACAACCUGAAUCCAUAUUCGGUUCCGUUCGACUCCACAUGUCGCCAGCACCGCCUAGUCACAGUGUCCCGGCAAAGGGAUUCACUCGGGAGAGGAGUUGUGCUUCUGAGAUUAGGCGCAUGGAACAGCCGGAUGUGCUCGCUCACCGAUUACUUCCGAGUCAGCCUGGUACAAGUCGAGUGGCUCCUCUUUCAGCAGGACGUUCAGAUCCGAGGUGUCGUGUUCGUGCUCGACUUCAAAGGUCUGAGCGUGUACCACAUUACGCAGUACACACCGUACUUCAUCAGCAAGCUUUUGUACCUGAUGCAGGACUGUUAUCCCAUCCGUGUCAAAGCCCUCUACGUAAUCCACAACCCAGCAUUGUUUGAUAUACUUUUUGCGGCAGCGAAGCGUUUUAUGAAGCCGAAGUUGCUCCAAAGGGUUCGUCUUCUGGGACACGACCUGGUGAAGUUACACAGCCUGCUUCCUGCAGACGUAAUACCCAAGGAAGCUGGCGGAACUCACGAAUUCUACGAUUACGACAAGCUAGAAAAAGACCUGCAAAGCAAAGCCAAGUUCUUCGACGAGAUCAGCCGGUACGGAUAUCGCAUGCCCAUAAGUCGUGGCAGAUGAUUCAAUAUUGCGCUGCUAGCGCUUCCUGAGGACCGAAAGCGCAUAUCGCCGAAUGAACGUCUGUGAUAAGACAUUCUAUGACACAAGAGUGUCUGAAAGUAACGGUGCCCAAUUUACUGCGGCGAAUAAUAAAACCUAUCAUGGUGGCUCGGUCAAUAGAAUUUGUCAAAAAGGGGGCUAUUAAAGAGCAAUUAUUCCA